Ostrea edulis (European flat oyster) is the source of this 2017-nucleotide messenger RNA. RefSeq names its product multiple epidermal growth factor-like domains protein 10. The transcript is spliced from 11 exons. Bases 94 to 1749 code for a protein of 551 amino acids. Gene Ontology annotation, molecular function: scavenger receptor activity. The record is from RefSeq and is a predicted model, not a curated record. NCBI's taxonomy places the organism in Eukaryota, Metazoa, Mollusca, Bivalvia, Ostreida, Ostreidae.
AUAGGAUUUUUUAAAAAAACAUGACUAACAUGUUGCCUACUUCCUGGUGUUUAUGCUGACAGGUUGUACUAUUGGUUCGAUUAAUACACGGGAAUGGACGUUUUAAUGAUCAUUUUCUUUGUAGAAAUAUUAUGUUCAUAUGGAUAUGACGAUUUAUCAAAAGGCCAGAACGCAAACCAAUUUCCGAUUUGGUCUUGCGAACCUUCGUCUAUAUGUGCAGCAAACAAUGCAGUUGACAGAAUCUACAGUACAUGUAUGACGACAAAUAAAAUUGGUCUUAACUCCCCGGAGAAGACAACAUGGUGGUUUGUGAAUCUUGGUGAUGUUUACAGCAUAUACAGUGUCCGAAUACUGUUUAAAGAGCAUGGACCCACAUACGUGAUACGACAAAGAGGUCGUUUUGCAGGAUUUUCCAUUUAUUUAUUUAUGCCUUUAACCAAGAGAGAUGAGUUCCUCUGCCAUAAAGAUGAACCACCUGGCCUCCCUCCGUUAGACUUUAACACAACCUGUAUUGGAUACAGUCAAUACGUCAUGUUUUACAACGAGAGGUUGGAUGGAGUUACUUAUGAUGGAUACGAAAAUCCAACUUUUCCUCAAUUAUGUGAAGUAAUCGUAGAGGGUUGUAAGAAGCCGGGUGUUUAUGGGAGUAAUUGUAACUUGACAUGUCCGGUCAGUUGUAAGGAACAGCGAUGUAACAUCGUCAAUGGGACGUGUUUUGAAUGUCUGCCUGGAUGGAUGGGAACAUUUUGUGAAAAUAAAUGCCCUGUUCGGUGGUAUGGCGAUAGCUGUCAAUUCCAGUGUGUGGGACACUGUAAAGAAAAUGUCUCAUGCAAUCCUGUGACCGGUCAGUGUAAUAAUGGCUGCGCUGAAGGAUGGACAAGUGCCCAGUGUGAAAUACAAUGUAAAACUGGAAUGUAUGGUCCGAACUGUAUCUACAACUGUAGUGGUCAUUGCCUUAAUGAUGUCAUCUGUAACAGAGAGACUGGAUAUUGUGACACUGGGUGUAAGUCAGGAUAUACAGGACGAUAUUGUAAUAUGUCUUGUUCUCCCGGAUACUUUGGAAACUUAUGUAAGAAAACAUGCAGUAAUCACUGUUUACACAGCAUAAUUUGUCGGCACACAGAUGGGAAAUGUGUAGAUGGGUGUGCUGAUGGAUACAUAGGGGAGAGGUGUAACACAUCGUGUGAAAAUGGCCGUUUUGGUACAAAUUGUUCUAAUGUCUGCUCAGAGAAAUGUAUCGAUGUAUGUCGACACACUGACGGGGUUUGUAACUGUUCUCCCGGUUACAUGGGAUUCAGUUGUAUCAAAGAAUGUGAUGGUUUCUAUGGAAUAAACUGUCAACAUGAAUGUAGCAACAACUGUAUCAAUAAGACGUGUGAUAAAAUCAAUGGAAUCUGUACAGCAGGAUGCAAGGAGUCUUUUCGAGGCACAAAAUGUGAUCAAGGUGAGGAUUCUAACCGUUCCUUGUCGAUAGGCCUGGCGAUUUCAAUUGCUAUGAACAUUAUUGCUAUAAUAGCAAUUGUAGUCUGCAUAGUUUUAUCAAGACAAGGUUAUCUGACUCUGAAAGCAAAGAGGAAACAAGCUAUACAAAGUCACAGCCAUGAAAGUACAGACAAAACUCCGGAUGUAACAGUGGAAAACAACGCAUCUACUUAUCUUGAAUUAAAUAUAUCGGGAAACAACGAUACAUACCAGGAACUAAGUGUGACUGUAACCGGAAGUGAAUACCAAAAUCUUGCAUUAAGCUGAAUAGAACACUCCUGCAGUCGUGAUUUCAUGAGUGAUGUUCUGAAGAUGUGUGCAGUUAGAAUAUACUCUAAAAAGUUUUAAUUUGACUUUGACCUAAUAACGUCCCAUUUUCUAAUUAAUCUAAUUCAACACAUCAUGUUGUACAUUGAUUUCAAAAUUCAAUUUCAUAUAAUUUUCUUUCGUUUGAUAAUUAUCAAUACAUGUAUAAAGAAAUAUAUUGUUCAUACUGUAAAAUUGGCUUUUGAAAUAAAAGUCAUAAUCUAGUAUU